Lodderomyces beijingensis is the source of this 1311-nucleotide messenger RNA. NCBI's taxonomy places the organism in Eukaryota, Fungi, Ascomycota, Pichiomycetes, Serinales, Debaryomycetaceae. The record is from the annotation of a GenBank genome assembly.
AUGUCUACGUCCGUUGCUCCCGACAAGAUCUACGAGGAUGUGCUAUUGGACCUCGCUCGUUACAAGAACUCAAAAACCUCUCGUGAUGGUGAUUUAGCAUCGAAGGAGUUGUACAAACUUCCCCAUGACACAACCAUGAGACUCCAUUUUGACCCACCACAACCAGCAAACAAGUUUCCCUCAGACAACCAACCACUUCUAGCAAAGAUUAACAAGGACGAACGCUUGCUAAGUGAUAUCGAUUUCAAGCUUCUACAGACGAAAUUGAGUCUUGAUGCCUGGGAUGAAGCAGAAAAGCACAAAAUCAAUGAAAUUAAAACUCGUGAUAGACCACUAUAUUACCAGCCUCGUGCUACGGGAGUCAAGAACUUCCAUAACGAAAUCAAGGACUAUUUGCCGCCCAACGUCAAUCUUUCCCGGUUGUCUUCCAAAUACUCGUAUUCCGGAUUCAAUAAUCAUUACACGACGGCGCCACGCCAUGACGUGAAGGAGAUUAUCGCGAGUCUUCGAGAUGACUUGGAAGAAGAAGAAGAUGAUGAAAUUGGCAAGCGUCAAGAGUAUGAGAACCCCACUGGUCAAUGGGAGAGCCCCGUUGUCAAACAGGCUCUUUCUAGACAAGUUGACUUGGAAUACUAUACCAAGAUGUUGCUUCGCAACAUUCUAUAUUUCCUAGUGCUAGUGUCAUUGGAAUCACUCGUUGAAAAGCUCAUAAAGAUAUACGAUGUGAAAUUCAAGAGUCAGCUGGUCUAUAUCCAGAUGAUUAAAGAAAACCAGCAGAUUUAUCGCUUGUUGAAUGGACCAAGUUUGUUGCUACUACUCGGGAGGCUCGUGGUGGUGCCGUCUAUAAUAUGUAUCAUCCUUGCCGCUUCCAAACUAAUCAAAGGACAGGAUCAAUGUUGGGACUUGCCGUUGAACUCGAGGCAAAGGCAAUUGAUUGGGUUGAGAGUCAACCCCUCUUCGCUGGAUUUGAACGAGCUGGGCGAUGACGCGGAGUUGAUCUUGAAACAACGAGCUUACGACGCGGAAAAGGUCAAUCCGUACAGAACCAUUCCGAAAUACAAGAAAUUGAAUGAGUAUUCCAUGUUCAAUGUGAACCCGGAGCCGGAAAACAAAGAAAAAAAUCCCUGUGUUGUGCUGGCGUUGUACCCAGCGAGAAAAAGUCAGCUCGGCAAUGCAAAAGCCGCGUCAUCACUCAAUCCAGCUCAUCAAUCUGGUGCAGAUGGAGCUUUGGCGGGCCAAAACAAGUAUUCGGCCAAGGCAGUAGAGAAAGCACAAGUUGAGUUUGCAAAAAACUACAAUUUGAAAUUUUAA